Aspergillus puulaauensis is the source of this 333-nucleotide messenger RNA. RefSeq lists its product as uncharacterized. NCBI's taxonomy places the organism in Eukaryota, Fungi, Ascomycota, Eurotiomycetes, Eurotiales, Aspergillaceae. Bases 1 to 333 code for a protein of 110 amino acids. The record is from RefSeq and is a predicted model, not a curated record. The transcript has 2 exons.
AUGGCUACCGCCGAGAAGCAACAACAAAAAAAGAGUCCCAUCAAGGACGAGCCCCUGGACGAUGACAAGCAGGACGACUUUUCCGACGAGUAUGAGGACGACUUCUCUGACGAGGACGACGACCAAGGUCAGGAUACCUCAGGCAAGGCAGUGCAAGCGCGCCAGCGCGGUGGGCAGACUAUAAGCAGCACAGACAAGCCGUCGGCCCCCAAGCAGAAGAAGGGCAUUGACGACGAGGAGGGGUUGAAGUUGAAGCUGGAUAUCAAUUUGGAUAUUGAGGUUGAGCUCAAGGCAAGAAUCCAUGGUGACUUGACCCUAGCUUUACUUGCUUAA